This is a messenger RNA of Ciona intestinalis (vase tunicate), 1730 nucleotides long. RefSeq lists its product as uncharacterized. Gene Ontology annotation, cellular component: cytoplasm. The record is from RefSeq and is a predicted model, not a curated record. Gene Ontology annotation, biological process: regulation of TOR signaling; apoptotic process; negative regulation of signal transduction. Lineage: Eukaryota; Metazoa; Chordata; Ascidiacea; Phlebobranchia; Cionidae.
UGUAUUAGUCACAUGAGAUGAUGAGAACUAGUCAGGCGCCGGUACCGGCGGUCAAUAACCGGGUUAAAAAGGUUUAAAAAUUUUCCACGCAGCACUGUAGCCGACAUACGUGUCUGUCAGAACACCAAACGUGUCAACUGACACGACAACGGUAUACAGUAGGGCAGGAAUAGGACUACCAGUAGUAUUACAGAAAAUCAGAAAUGUUGCGUCACAGUAUUAGUUGUGUCGAAACCAUGGUCAAAAGAGGCAAGUCUAGACCUGCCGUUGUUGAAACUAAAUGCGAUUGACGGCGCAACAGUUUUAUUAACCUGCAACCCGAACAGGAGAAGCAUUAGUUCCGGAGUUGACUAUAUAGAACAGCUUAUUAGAACUACAGUGAUUAUUUUGUGGCAUUUACCGUCACGUAGAGGAUUUCUCGGCUUGUUAGGCAGAAGUGAUUAGAAUAGACCGCCAAUGGCGUUUUUUGUGCUUUGCCGGCACCCCCACUAUGAGGAACAGUACAUCUGAGGUCAGCGCUUUAGUUCCGAGUCAUUCGAGUUUGUGUCAACUGGACAUUGGCGAGUUGCUGACAGUGGGCAGUUCGUUAGCGGACAGGCAGGGCAGUUUUACGACGAGUUGUGACUUGAACGACUUUUAUUGCCGCUAUUUAUAGUACAUUUAAAAAGUCGCACAAACUAGCGUGGACACGCGACCACGGCACACAAGUUCAUUAUAUAUAUAUCUGACAGUCAAUCUCAUUUCACAGAAACUCUAUAGUUUAAAUAGAAUACUACUAAAUAUAUUACAAUGAGACAACCGGAGACGAGAAGAAAAAGUCAAGUCUUUAUGGAUAGCAUCCUCACCGCUUUGAAACUCCAAGAGAGUGAAAACGAAAAUGAAUCGUCACAAGUUAUAUCGGAGUUAGACGAAAGUACAACUGACGAUAAGUGGUGGGAAGAAGAGGCAGCACUCCGAGAAACUCCUCUUAUCAAUGCGCUUCAAAUCCAACUGGAAACACUGCUACGUCAGAGCACCGUGUUUUCAUUUUCUUUCAACGAAACUUUAACGAGGGAGAUUGCGGAAGAAGUCAGUCGGACGUCUAGACAAGAGACUGGCGGCAUGCGAGCUUGCCGAGUGUUCGUGCGACUUAUUUCUGAAUCGAACUUUUCGUCUAAAGUCUCCCACACUGAGACGUCACUCGACAAAGUUUCUGUAAAUGUUGGUUGUUUAGAUUUAUCGGCGGGAGAAACAGUUUCCACGUUCGAACUCUACGUGUACCUCUGCCCGUCGCAAUCACCACUCAACUGGAUUCGUUCCGUUAUUUCAGCAAUUUCAUCGAAAACCGCACCGAAACAACAGCGUUGUCGGGCGGUGCGUUUGCAGUUAGACUUUGUUUUAAUGAAGCGAAAACUUUUCCGAUCACAGGACAGCUCCGUAAAAGUUUUUCGACAACUUUCAUUCAAAUCGUAACUUUGUUCCAAUUUAAAGAGUUUUCUAUAUUUACUUCCAUUUGUUACACCACCGCACUUUCUCGUCCGAAUUUAUGUUCACACUGCAGUUUCCUUGAGUUACCAACACAACACAGCACGUGUUCAACUUCUUUUCACGCACAAACUUCACACAAACGAUUAGCAAAGCUGCUGGAAGCAAUGUUAAAUACACUUUACUUUUCGUGCCCUAUUUUUGAGCACCCAUAUUAUGUUCUUUAUGUUCUAUAUAUUAAUAAACCAAAAAAACCGUGGCAAAAA